Messenger RNA from Talaromyces proteolyticus, 1521 nucleotides. RefSeq names its product glycoside hydrolase family 54 protein. Bases 1 to 1521 code for a protein of 506 amino acids. The transcript has a single exon. Gene Ontology annotation, biological process: L-arabinose metabolic process; arabinan metabolic process; pectin catabolic process. Gene Ontology annotation, molecular function: alpha-L-arabinofuranosidase activity. The record is from RefSeq and is a predicted model, not a curated record. NCBI's taxonomy places the organism in Eukaryota, Fungi, Ascomycota, Eurotiomycetes, Eurotiales, Trichocomaceae.
AUGUUCUCACGACCAAGUCUCGAUAGCGUACUCGCCCUAGGCCUUGUUGUCACAGGCUCCCUUGUCAACGCUGGGCCCUGCGACAUCUACUCUUCUGGCGGCGCGCCAUGCGUUGCCGCGCACAGCACAACUCGCGCUUUAUACGACGCCUAUACCGGCGGACUCUACCAAGUGUCUCGUGGCUCUGAUGGUGCCACUGUCGACAUUACACCUCUGUCGGCUGGCGGUGUUGCCAAUGCCACCGCCCAAGACUCGUUCUGUGCCAGCACGACAUGUCUCAUCACCAUCAUUUACGACCAGUCCGGCCGCGGUAAUCACCUCACUCAGGCUCCACCUGGAGGUGCUGCAAGCGGUCCUGAUCCCAAUGGCUAUGACUACUUGGCCAGCGCUGUUGGCGCACCGGUCACGCUGAACGGUCAAAAGGCGUAUGGGGUCUUCAUCUCACCAUUCACUGGUUACCGCAACAACGCCGUCAGUGGUACUGCUACAGGCGACGAACCGCAGGGCUUGUAUGCGGUCUUGGAUGGGACUCAUUAUAAUACAGGCUGUUGCUUCGACUACGGCAAUGCUGAGGUCAACAGUCACGAUACAGGCAACGGCCACAUGGAGGCUAUCUACUUUGGCACCGGUGAUGGCUCCGGCCAUGGCACUGGCUCCGGCAGCGGUCCUUGGAUCAUGGCCGACCUCGAGAACGGUCUGUUCUCUGGUGUCGAUCCUAUCAAUAACCCGGCGGACCCGACCAUCUCCUCCCGGUUCGUAACUGCGGUUGUUAAGGGGGAGCCGAACCAGUGGGCGAUCCGCGGCGGUGACGCUACGUCCGGCUCCUUGUCGACGUUUUACAGCGGCGUACGCCCAUCCGGUGGUUAUAAUCCGAUGAGCAAGGAGGGUGCCAUUAUUCUUGGUAUCGGCGGUGACAAUAGUGAUAGCGCCCAGGGCACGUUCUACGAGGGCGUCAUGACCAGCGGUUACCCGUCUGAUGACACUGAGAAUUCUGUGCAGGCCAAUAUCGUAGCCGCUGGAUAUGCUGCCACAUCUCUAAAUAGUGGCCCAGAACUCACUGCUGGUUCCUCCAUCUCGCUGCGAGCCACAACAGCCUGCUGCACAACACGUUAUAUCGCCCAUACUGGCUCCACCGUCAACACCCAGGUUGUCUCGUCAUCCAGUAGCACCGCCCUUAAACAGCAGGCCAGCUGGACGGUUCGCACCGGCCUUGGCAAUAGCGCGUGUUUCUCUUUCGAGUCUAAUGACACUCCCGGCAGCUUCAUACGCCACUCUAACUACGAGCUUAUGGUUAACGCUAAUGAUGGCAGCAAGCAGUUCUCUGAAGACGCCACGUUCUGCUCGCAGGCCGGCCUCAAUGGCCAGGGCAACUCGAUACGGUCUUGGAGCUACCCAACCCGCUAUUGGCGCCAUUUCAACGCAUUGGGCUAUAUUGCGAGCAACGGUGGUCCUCAUUUCUUUGAUGCCGCUGCUUCAUUCAACGACGAUGUGAGCUUCGUGAUCAGCGCCGGUUUCGCCUGA